This is a messenger RNA of Cinara cedri, 14142 nucleotides long. Lineage: Eukaryota; Metazoa; Arthropoda; Insecta; Hemiptera; Aphididae. The record is from the annotation of a GenBank genome assembly.
UUUUAAUCGUUUAGUAAAAAUGUAGGAAUCUAGUAAAAAGUUUAAAAUAAAGUAAGUACCACCCGGAAAAAAUUCGGAACAUCUUUACAAACCGAAAAAGUGUUUUUGGAUGGACAAAAAAACAUCUUGGUAAAAUUAAUAUAUUAGUUACUCUCUAGUCUUCACUCAGUUCUUUAUAACGUAUUUUUUUUUAUUACAUAAAUAUAUUCUAAAAAAUAUAUAUUCUCGUAAUAAUUAUCACCGCAUACUGUUCGGUAAAUAUAUUUGUAUGUCGUUUGUAUUGUAGACUGUAGUAGUUUGGUAGGUAAAUAUUUAGACGAAUCCGAUAUGAUAUCCGAUUAUUAGAACUUAACUAUCUAUCAAUUUGCAAAUGUUGAGAUGUUACGUAAAUGUUAAAAUGUAAUGACAAACAAAAGACGGAACACCGAACAUUAUUUAUUUAUUUACCGAAUAUUGACUCAUUUCUUUUGGUAUUUAUAAACCGAAUACAUUUUUUCCUAAUCGAGCGGUUUUCUUUUUUUUUUUUACGGUAUAGUAAUUUGUAUUUAUUAUCAACAUAUGAUCUGCAUAAAAUAUUAUUUACAAAUUACCUAGGUAUCUACUGGUACUAUCGUAUUUCAUAAUUAUUGUUACCCGCAUAAUACGGGUAGUUUCUGGUACAUAUUCAUAUAUCAUAAUACGGGAUGAGUUUUUUUUGUUUAAAAUAAAACAAAAUCAGUAUCAUAUAGUGGCGUACCCAUCUGGUAAGUACUUAUUAUUAAACCGGUUUUGUAAAAAAUUAUUCGCUUCUAAUAUUACUAUGGGUAGUAAUAUAUAUAUAUAUAUUUUUUUUCUAGAUUCUGAGCGUAUGGCGAGGAAUGCUGGAACUGGUGAUUGUACUAUAAUAUAUGAUGUGUAAUUGUAUAAAGUUUUAUUCGUUUUAGAUUCGGAGCGUAACGAUUCUAUUUUACAACAAUAUUUAUUUAUUAUUAUUUUUAUCUGUAAAUAACUUUUCUAUCAGGAAUUUUGCUCCGAUUUUCAAGCGUAGUACUUUUUCCGAAAGGAAAGUUUUACUGAAUGAUACUUUAGGGAGGUCAUUUUUUGAUUUUCCAAGUAAUUUUCAUAAUAAUUGUAAAAACGGGAAUAUUUACGUACAUAUAUAAAAGAAACUUCGCUCCGAAAAGUUUUUCGUAAGUACUGAUUAGUUGUGUACAGAUAUAAACUAAAUUUCUCAUCAUAGAUAUCGUAUUUUUUCAACUUUUCACAGUGACCCACCCAUCAUAUGUGAAGAAUGUCCGUCUUUUUUUUAAAUUUUUGUGUUAGACGUUUCUAAGCAAGUUUUCAACCAGAAAUCGUACUCCAAUCAAAAAUUGUAUACACAUUUUCUGAUAGAAAAUGUAUUUAUAAUUUAUUCGAUGAAAAGCCAUUUUUUUGAUUUUCCUUGAAGUUUUCUUAAUAAUCGGGAAAAACGAUAGAUAAACGAGAUAUUUACGUAAUAAUGGUUACUGUUAAUUUCGAUUUUGUUUUUUUUUCGCUUUUCACGUGAGCCGUAAAUUGUAGUUUUUUUUUUUUAAAUAGUAGUCAGCGUUUUAAGAUAUACUUCUGUAACAACAAUAUAAUAAAAAUAUGUUAUAGGUGUAAUAUUAUAGGAAAAAUUUCGGUACCUGCGUGCUGAUUUUGCCAACCCGCACAUAUUUCGCUCCCAGCCAACAUAAUAUAUUUUAACCACCCCUCCAAACACAUUAUUCUUCAACGUGUAAAAUAUUUAACUAUCUAUAUAUUUUAUAUUUUCAGACUGCAGUGGUGUUUUAGUUAGUGGUUCAAUAUCAAAAUGCACUUAUAAUCUAAAUAUAGGUACAUAUUGUGAUAUAAAUUAUAUAAUUUUUUUUUUUAUUUGUGUAGGUUCAAUUAUUCUGUAAUAAGUAAAUGCCAAUAUAAAUUUACCGCCCCCUUAAUAGAAAACCCAUAGAAAAAAAAUUCCCGCUCCGGGCAACAACAGGUAGUUAUUACACCUUAUCCCCUCUUCUCCCUCUUCCCCUCCACUCAAAUACGACCAGGACGAAUACAUACAUACACGACACGAACGUAUAACGUAUAUAGAAAAUAAUAUAUAUGUAUAUAAUAUAUUAGAUGUGCGUACGACACACGUAUAUAUACACGAGUCGACUGCCGUCGCCGACAAAAACCAAAGGUAAAUCUUAUUUCGUGUUUCGCUCUCGGGAAGGGAGACUCGCGUUUGGUUGUUUUUUUUUUUUACUAUACGCUCAAGACGAAACGUAUUUUCUUUUUUCAGUGUUAUACGGGCGAUACAACCUACCAGAGAUCCGGUGUAUUUAUAUUACUAUUAUAAAUUAAUAUUACUAAAAAUCUAUACAUGCACAGCAUCGCACACCGCACAACGUUCUGAUGAUUUCUUUUAUGCCCGUCGACGUGCACAAUCGUCGUCGUCGUCGUAGCGGUCCGAACCGUCCGUUUUGAAAAUUGUAUAAUACACGUAUACCAGUGCACGCUACAUCGUAUAGUAUUAUUAUUAUACAUACAAUCAAAUAAAGUACGGUAAGUGUACUGAUAAUUUUUUUAAAUUAUUAAUUAUAAUAUAUCAAUAUAUUAUAAAUAUUAUUUUUAUCGAUGGUGGGCAUUAUUAUUAUCUAUUAGUUGACAAAUUAAAAUUAACUUGGAAAGUAAAUUGUUUAGUUUAGACAUCAUACGAGCAGUUUGGGAGGCUAACUCCCAAAAUGUAUCCAAAUCCCCCCUAAAACUAUAAAAAAAAAAAAUAAACGAAUUAUUAUUCUAGCCCCCUCAAUUGACCAUUGGCCCAGAAAUUAGAAUGACCUUUAAUACGUUUUAUCUGUGGCAAUGAAAUUGGUUUACAGGUACAAUACAAGUCAUAAUCUUUUCUUUUUUGUUGCUCAUCACUAAAAUAGCCCUUUCCCUAAAAUUCAAUCAAAUCUCCGCCUAUACCAGACAUCCGGUUAAUAGUUGACGAGUUGAAAAACUAAUGAUUUCUCUUAUCUUCAAAUGAUUUUAAUUGGCUUUUCUUAGUAUUACAAUAUUAUAAUAACAGUAUUUAAAAUUAUUAACUGUGAUAUAUUUUGAUUCAGUUUAUUUCAAUAUAAAUGCAAAAAAUAUAAUAUAAAUAUUGUGAAUUUUUAAUUUUUUUUAAGCGAGUAAAAUAAUUUUUGCAUUUGAAAUUUUAACUAAAGACUUUAUUAAAAUUUAACUUUAUUGAAUAAAUGAUUAUACAUUAACUUACCCACUUUUGAACUCCUUAACCCCCUCCCUCCGACUCGGCUCCGUUGUACACCUAUUUAUAUUAGAUACAGGUAUAAUAGGUAUUAUUAUGAUUUCACGUAUUAUUGUUGGAUUACUGUUUUUCUUUGUUUAAAUAAACUUCAAUAAUUUUAUAGAUCGACAUGGAUAUCGUAAUACGUCUCGCUUUAGAGACGUGUUACGAUUUUUUUUCUAUUUAUUGGAUUGCGUUUGAUGAUUUCGUAUUAGAAACGUGAAAAUCGCAUAUAGAUAUUUAAUUAAUACUCCAGCUAUUUGUUCAGUUAUAUAUUAUACAUGCAAUUAGUAUUUAUUAUUCAUUAUAUAUUAUAGCAUAUUGUAUACACCUAUAAUAAAUAUACAUUCAUUUACAUAAUUAAUCAAAACAAGUUAUUUAUAUAGGUACGUGUAUUAAUAGUACGACGCAUAUAUAUUGUGUAUACAUAAUAUGCAUAGAAAUUAACAUUUUAUUUUUCUACUAUAUACCUACUUAUAUUAAUGUACCUAAUUAACUUGUACUAAGCAUAGGUAUAAUAAUAUAACUGGAGAAAAGUUAAAGAAUUUAUUUUUAUGAUAUUUGACCAGUGAUAAUAAUACGCUGUACAAUAAUUUAGCGACCAGAUUUUUUUUUUCUGUUUAAAGAUUUUUCAUCAUCUUUGUCUCUGAAAUCUGCACAUUCUUUGCAUCGCGUUUGACGCGCUAUAAUAAUAACACGGGUGAAGGUUACGAUACAAGCCAAAAUACAAAUUAUUAAUAAUAAACAACGGUCGCAAAUUCGCAAUAAUUAUUCGUACGCGUGUUAUUAAUAAAAUAAGAUGCAGUUAACAAACGAUAGAUAAUUUCGUUUAUGUAGUAACCGCCGAAUGAACGAUACUACAUUCUAUUUUUGAAAAAUGUAUUCGUUCGUAUCAAUUUAUGUCCAAAUAAUAUUAUAAAAAAAAAAAAAAAUGAUUUUAUCAAAUUAUUAAAUAAUACUUAUAUAAUUAUAUAUAAAUAUUAUAUCUGUAUAAUUUGCGUACAAACAGACACACAUUUUUAACAAAGUUUCAUUUUUAUUUAUAAACAUAUUUAUUUGUUUAGUAACAAUAAUUUUUUGCGCACCGAGAAACUAAAGUACAUAUUAAUAAUUUUUACAAUUUAUAAUAUAGACUGAUAUAGUGAAACAUUUGGCUGAAAACCAUAGGUAGGUAUGCUUCAUAUGAAUAAACAAUAACUUUUGUUAAUCUUUGGACUUAUUAUAAUGUUAUGUUAUAAGAAAAAUAAAUACAAUUUAGUAACAAAUUACAAGGUACAAAUUAUUUUAUAGAUUUGGAGCAAAACACUGAAGUUAUUAGUUUUAUUAAAUACCAGUAUUAAAACAGCCUACUUAUAUAUUAUAACUGGUAGGCACCUAUCUUAAUUUUGAGUAUAUAUUUAAAUAUUUUAUUUUAUUUUUGAAGUAAAUUAAAGUAGGUUUUACCUAAUAGAUAAAAGUUAUAAAUGUAUAAAAUCUAGCUAGAGCUAUGUUAGAGGGGGGUAAUUUGCCCCGGGGCACCAAACCUUUUUUAUAAUCGUAUAGGGCACCCGGUUCAAUAUAAAACUCGAAAUAAAAUUUACAAUGUCGCCUAUAUUUAAUAACAAUAACCUGUCACUUGUUAUUUGUUUUAUUUUCAAAUUAUAUACUUAAACAACGAUUAUUGUUUGGAAAUGAAAAGAACAUAAGUACAAUCUAUAGUGGCGGUUUUGAACUUUUUCCAGGGGGGAUGGGGGUAUUUAGAAAUUAACUUACAAUAUAUUUAACAUAAAAAAAAUAUUUACCCAAUAUGUAUUAAUUUAUUUUAACUAACUUACAUACCUACCUAUUAUAUUUUACUUAUCUAUAUGAAUGUAAGUACCUAUGUUUUAUUCAACAACAAAGUAUAAGAUUAAUUUAAAAAUUAUAACACAAAAUCUACGUUUCGUAGACUAAAUUCGGAAUCUGGGGGAUUCAGGCUUCUUGGACCUCUUCCCCAUAAAACCUCCACUGGUAACGAAAUAUGUGUAAGUACUUAGAAAAAAAAUUAGCAAUAGGUACAAAACAAUUCUAUUUAAUACAAAAAAUCAGGUAUGAACCUUUCAAAUCAUCCCUAAGUAAGACAAUAAGAAGGGACAUUUAAAAAUUAAUGACCCUGGGCUUUGUUAACAUUCAAAUUAAUCUGGAUAAUAAAUUGAUUUUUACCUUUUAUCCAUUUAUUUAAAUGAAUAGAUAAUGUAAAUUUGUAAUAAUUGAUGACAUAAGUUAGGUAGUAGGUAUCUAAUAUAAUAUUAAUCGAUCUUAAUUGUUAAAAAUAUUGAAAGAUUAAUAUUAUAGCAUUAAUUUUUCUUGGGUUACCACAUCCGACUUACGUACUUAAAAAAAAUCUUUGAUAACAAUAUUUUUAUUAUUACAUAAUAUUUCGGCAUAAUAUAAACAAAAACAAAUGACUAAUCUCAGACAUAAGAUUACAUAUUAUAUAUUAUUAGAAAAAAACCGUUAAGUAUCUCACUUUACUUAAAAUUUAACAACUAAACAAUACCAUAACCUUAACCGUAUUUUGAUAAUAAUUUAAUAUUAUGAAAGUGUUUUUUUUAUUUAUUCAUAUUUCAUACAUAAUUACUAUUUAUUGUAAGUCCACAGGAUGGUUUUAACUUAUAAGGUUGCAUCCGAAUUGGAACCCUAGUAGUUUUUAUAAGUGGUAGUACACUAGUUGGGUCCCAAUGAAUUUUGGGUACUAUCAUGAUUAAAGAUAUACUGGUUUCACAGUGAGGCACAAAACGAGACCCCGAAGUGUCUUUUACAUUUAACUGAUAAGAAAUGUCUCACGACGAGCUCUAUAGCAACUGUAAAAUGCAGAACUAAUGCAAUGACGGUAAAUAGUAAUAAUCACGAACCCCUAAGAUAUCUUAGUUCGUUAUGAUUGAAGACAUUUCGGGAAUCAAAUUUUGUUUUAUAAUCAUAGCUCGUUGUGUAACCGGGAUAUUAUCUUUAAUCUUUUUUUAGUUCAGUCCCAGUUUCAGUAGAUAAUAAACUAGCUGGGUACGAACGUUCAAAAGUAAUAGAAAACAUUUUCCUUCUUAUUUUGAUAAACUUCUAUUUGGCCAAUCCCUUCGUUUUUUUUAAACUUCUAAUUUUUGGUAAGUAUCUAUUUGAGUAAUUUUUAAAACUUUUAUAAACUGGUAAAUAUUAGAAUGAUUACUUACUGCGUUUGGUUAAGUUAGAUAACCUAAACAUACGUUUUACUUUCUAAACUUCCAAACUACGUACGAAAACCCACGACACAACUAUUAUAUUACCCUGAUAAAUUCGAGACCAAACUAGUGUAUAUUUUUAGUCACAGGACCCAACUCGUAUGCGUUGUUUUUAGUUUAACAGUAAUUAAUCGGUCAUAUUGAAAAAAAAUUGUAUUUGUAAUUUAUUUAUUUCACUUAUUAACUUUGAUUGUGUCAGCAUACAAAGCACUUUUACGGUGUUACAAUAUUAGUUUAAAAAAAAGAUUAUAGGAUGUUAUAUAGUUUCGGUUAGGUAUAUAAAGAUAAGUAGGCGUGGUUUUAGUUUAGGACUGAGUCUUUUUCCUAAUUUUGUAGAGGAGAGCUUCUUCAAUUUUGUUGGGCUUGUUAAUUGUUAUGAACAUUUCCAAGUCAAUAGGUACCUAUUUGGAAGGUAAUUCCGUGUCGUGAAGUUGUUUAUGUUUCACAUAAGUAUUUAUAAAUUUUAUAAAAAUGAAAAUAAAUACAAACGUUAAAUCUCUCUUUUCAUAUAAAAUUACUAGAAUACCUAUUUAAUUUCAUUAAAACAUAAUAUUAUGAACAACAAAUAAUUUAUACAAUUGUAUUGUCAAUCUAUAUUGGGUAGUUGUAAUUUUAAAAGAUUUUAUAGGCGUAUAAUAUAGCCACUUAGUAAUAAUAUAUCAAUUCAAGUAUUUUUUAAUACAUUUAAGGAGUGUACGUGUCUAUGUAUUAUAUUAUUAAUAUUAUUAUUAUUGAAGUACGUUAUAAAGAAUACAAUAAAUCUUUAUAUGGUCACGGAUUAUGCCAAGUAUUUUAUACUAUUUAAACCAAUCAGGCCGCUAUUAUUAACCAAUUGGCAAUUACUAUAUAAAACGGAAACAUUUUUAAGUAUUAUAAUUAUAUAGUACUUAUAAAUAUGAAGGUACCUACCAAUUUAAAUUCUGUAGUGUCAAUUUUUAAAUGUUUAGACGUUUGUUAUUAUUCGGUUUUAUUUAUUAGAUUAAAAGAUCGGUCAGGGUGAGAUUUGAUAGCAUUGACUCAUAUGCAUAACAAAGAAAAGAGAAAAAUAUCACGUGCUGUUAAUAAUAAUACUCUAAAAUGAUAGACUUUGGAACGAUAUUUAAUACACCUAUUAGGUCAAUGUUAUAAAAUAUUAUCAUAUUACGCAAUUUAUUUAGAGGGAAAUAUUUUUUUUGUAAUCAUACGGAGUUAACACUUAUCUUAACACUUAUACCUACAUUUAGUUUCCAUUGUAUAUUAUGUUAUAAUUGCAAAAAUCGCCUUGGACUUGUAAUUUUUUUUUAACUGAUUUUUCUUUUUCAUAACUAUCAGCUUUUAAAUUGAAUAUUAUUUUUGAAAUAUAUAAUGUACAUAAAUACCCAAUGAAUUGUUGAUAUUAUGUUUAAAAACAAAAUUUUGUUGAAAUCCUUUUAAAAAGGCAUUCAAAAAUAUGUUUGAUUAAAACAUCUUGUCUAUUAUUCAUUCUUUAUAAUUUAUAACAAUUAAAAAUAUAACCAUACAUUUGAAAUAUAAAAAAAAAAAAAAAAAACCGAGAAUUUUUGAAAACGAAUACUUUCUAAAUUAAGGAACCGUUUACUUACCAACGUAAAAUGUUACCGAAUGUUAUUUUUAUUGGAUAUGUUUACUAUCACCAAAAUGUAAUUUUCGAGAAAAACAAUAUACAAAUAAUACCACCUGUGUACUACUCAGAAUUUAAUCAAUUUAAUGAUAAACUAAUUAUGUCCCGUAAUAAUACAUGCAUAUUGUAUUUACUAUAACAUAAUAAUAUAUUCUAACAUAUACACUGUGUAACAUUAAAAUGGACUAAUUUUCAAAAAAUUCCAUUUCAGAAUUAACUUUUCAUAUCAGUUCUUUUACUACACUACUUUUAAUAUCUACAACACUAUUAUAAUUUAAAAAUAUUAUAGUUUUCACAUUAGGUAGAGAUAUCCUAACAAUUAUUAUAGCAAUGAACUCAUUAUUAGCUAAUUACGAAAUAGGUAUUUGUUAGAUUAUGGAUAUGUGAACUUUUACAAAUUAUUUUAACUUUAAAUACAAUAAUUCUUAAAAUAACUAUAAAUAUAACGAUUUAUAAUGUGUACAAUUAUUGCAGUUAAUGAUAAAGAAGAUGAAUCCAUUGAUGUCCAUUCAAUUAUUGAUUUAUACUGUGAUAUUCUUAUUGACGUGUUGUAGAGGUGAAAAUGAAAUAACAAAUAUAGAAGGUGAAUUAUCAUAUUUGUUUAACUCUUAAUUGUUUAGUGUUUCUUAUUCGAAAUUAAUGUUAUAACGGUUCUUAUACAAUAUGAUAUAUAAUUAUCAUGAUCACAGAUACAGAUUCGUCAAAACAGUUCCUAAGUCUUAGAAAAGAAGAUCUAGAAAAUGCGAUUCAAUAUGGUGCGCAACAAAUUAGCAUGCUCUCUCGCCACGAAGAUUCACUGUCGUAUGCCAAUAUCAACGUAAAAACCGGAAGUCCUUCUCACGGGCAGCUAAUUGAUUCUCAGCCGUCCAUGGACGGACAUGUAGCAUCUCGUAAUGCCGAAAUAGUCAUUAAAGCUUCGCAUUACAUCAUGAACAAACAUUGUUUGGGGUAUAAUAAAUAAGUCAAACAUAAUAUUGUUAACGUAAAGCAAAAACAAACUAAAAUUACAAAAUCAACCAUUAAUCGUGUUUAUAUAGCAUCGGAAUUAGCCAAAUGGACUGUGCCAAAGAAUUGGCAAAAGUAAAAUUGGACCAUACUUCUUUGGGUAAAACGUGUUUAUCCAAGUAUCAAAAUGAGAGCUUGUGUGAAGGAAUGAAUUUAAAAUAUCGCAGUGCAGACGGUUCUUGUAAUAAUUUAAAACAUUCCUUUUGGGGAAAAGCGAAUACGGCUUACAAACGUUUAUUAUUUCCGGCGUACAAAGACGGUAAACAUGAAUAAUAAUAAUAUAAUCUUUUGUAGGUAUACCUACUAAGUACAUUUUUUUCCAUUUAUGCAGGUUUGAGUUCGAUUAGAGAACUACCGAAUUCCAGAGAACUGAGCACCGGUCUGGUAAACGACGAAAACUCGCCGGAUAGUACGAAAACCAUCGCGAUGGCGUUUUGGACGAUUUUCAUAGGACACGAUCUGUCUCAUACGGCGGUUUCUAGCAUGCGUAAAUACUAAAUACACAAUAUAAUAAUAUAUGCCGAGUAAUAGGUAGUUUUGAUAACAAAUUCUAAUAUGCUCCUGUAAAAUUUACAGUGAAAACCAACAAGUCGGUAGACUGUUGUAACGAACACGGAAUGAAACAAUCACCCAGGCACACGCACUCGUCGUGCGCGCCCAUAAUAAUAUCUAAAGAAGACAGGUUUUUCUCGCCAUUGCGUCGUACGUGUAUGAACUACGUACGCUCGAUGCCGGCUAUGCGAACAGACUGUACAUUUGGACCCAGAGAACAAGUAAAUAAUAAUAUAGCGACUGGUGUAAACUUUUUUUACAUCGAUUACCUAUUUACUGCACUUAUAAAAUGAUCGCAUUUUUAAUAUCUGGUUCGUUUCAUAUUAUAUAGUUGAAUCAAGCCACUCACUAUUUAGACGCAUCAAUGGUGUACGGUUCGUCGGGAAAACAAAUGUUAUCCUUGAGGAAAAAAUCACGAGGUCUACUGCUGACGUACACUAGCGACGAACACAUGGAUUAUAUGCCGCUGACCAACGGUUCGAGCGCGUGCCAGUCUGGGGCUACGUGUUAUAAGGCCGGUGACAUUCGGGUCAACGCACAACCACACUUGACGGCCAUGCACACCCUAUGGAUGAGGGAACACAAUAGGGUCGCCAAUCAGCUGGCUAUCAUCAAUCCCCACUGGGACGACGAGCGGGCUUUUCAAGAAACGAAAAAAAUUAUAACGGCCUCGAUCCAACACAUAACGUACAACGAAUGGUUACCAACAUUACUGGGCAAAAAAUACACCAAAAAAAAUGAAUUGGAAUUAUCUAUGAAAGGGUACAGUAACCUAUACAACGAAACUGUAGACCCGACGGUCAGCAACAGUUUUGCUACUGCAAUUCUGCCAUUUGCUAAUUCAAUGUUCAACGAGACCCUGAGGUUUGUGCAGAAGAUUCUAUUUAGAAUAUGCGUAUAAAAAUACUAUUUUAAUUUCUGAGGGUAUUCUUUAGCUUAUAUUCUGAAAACCGAGUGACCAAUAAGAGUUUAUCGCUAAAGGAACAUUAUAAUCGGCCAUCCGAUUUACAAAUGAAUUACAUGGACCAUCUCGUAAGAGGACUCUCAAUGCAAAAUACACAAAAAAUUGAUAUGUUGUUUACUAAAACAGUGAGUUGGUUAAAAUAAAAUAUUUUUAACAAUUUUAUCAUAAUAUUAAAUUAUAGGUACUAUAUUUUAGGGAUGAGUUGAAACGUAAAUCGAUAUUUUCAGAAAAAAAUGUCUAGAAUAUGAAGACAGUAUUAAAAAAGAUACGGACAUACUUCGCACGAUAGGUGGGCCACUGUUAUAGGUGAUAAGUAAAGAAAGUAGGAUAUAGAGGGGAAUUUAAUAUAUAGCUGUAUGAUACGAUUAAUCUUAGCUAAUAAAAAACGAUUCUAAGCGAAAUUAGAUUAUACAUAUUAUGAAAGGCCAUAACAUUUACGAUUUUCAUCAAAAUUUGAUACUCAAAUUCUUAUAAAAAAGUCUACAUUGCACAUAUUUUUUUUUAUUUGAUCACAAAGUGCGACUUUACUGAACUUCCUGUUAAAUUUUCAAGCAUUUUUGUUUGGUCUAACAAUUUUAUCCACUGAGUACCUACCGAAUAAAUAUUAAGUAUGCUACGUAAAAAACUCACAAUAUUAAAAUGUCUAUAAAUAGCUCAAAAAUGGGUAAAAUGUUUUGAAAAUAUUACCACGUCAUAUAUAACGUUUUGUCCAAAUUUCAAGUCUCUACGAAUAUUUUAAACUGAGUCACAACAAAAUUGAAAAUAAUAUAAUUCGUAAAUUGUUCAGGUUUUUUCCAAUUAUGAAAACUGCUUGGAAAAUCAAAAAAUUAUAUAUUUUUAAUACAACUCGGAUAACAAUUCCUUUCAAAAAGGGUGCUCUUGAAAAUCGGAGCAAAAUUUCUGACAGAAAAGUUGUAAAACCAAUACAUUCUUCACUUCACUCAGAAUCUAAAAAUCGGGGUUUCAAUCAAUAUGUUGGUUAAUUUCGAUAUUAACUUAUAAUUUUCAAUUUCAAACAUCAAAUAUCAGUAGCAUAUUUCAGAAAAUCGGACACCAGUAAAAUGUGGUAUUGGCCCAUCCCUACUAUAUGUAUUUAUACUUAUUAUUUACUGUCAUUUAAAGUACAUUUUGAUUUUUGGUUUUUAUUUAAUAUCUUAAUUUCCUUUAUUGAUUUGUAUAGAUUACAGAUUACUUGUACAGUCAUUCAGAUAAUAAUACAUUCGGAAUGGACAUUGUCAGUUUAGAUAUACAACGUAGCCGUGAUCAUGGAAUUCCCAGCUACACACAAUUUAGAAAAUACUGUGGAUUAAAAGACAUACACAGUAUUCAAGAUUUAGCUCAAAUCAUGGUUAAAGGAGUAAGUUUAAAAAUAUAAAAUAAUACAAUAAUGUAAUACAUACAACUUAUAGUUAUUUUUUGUUUAUUAUGUUUUUAGUCAACUAACAAAUUAUUAAAGCAAUACAAAACAUGGGAUGAUAUAGAUCUCUUAAUAGGUGCACUAUUUGAGAAACAUUCAGAGGAUGCAAUGGUGGGACCAACAAUGAGAUGUAUCAUUAGAGAGCAAUUUAUUAGAACUAGACUAGCAGAUAGAUAUUUUUAUGAUUUGCCGAAAAUCUUUAAAAAACGUUAGUAUAGCAUAUUAAUUAUUUACAUUAAAUCCAUAUACUUUUAAUUUGUUUAUUAUGAAUUGUAUUAAUUUAAAAUGUUUAAUGUAAUAUGUAACAUAGAUCAACUGGCAGAAAUCAGAAAGGUAACACUUGCCAGAGUAUUCUGUGAUAACAGUGAUAGUGUUACAAAGAUGCAGCAACGAGUUUUCUUUAAACCUAUAUCUGACGAUGAUUUGCUACCUUGCAGUUCACAAUUAAUUCCAAAAAUCAAUCUCAAACAUUGGACGGAUAAUGUUGAUACAAAUCAAAAAUAAUAUGAAUAUAUAAUAUAAUUGGAUAUAAGGUCACUAACACGGAUGACUAUUAUCUAGCUCACAAUUGAAUUGUAUGAUCACUGCUAAAUUAUUAUUAUUAUUAUUAUUUCAAUUGUUAGUAUUAUAACUAACAGUUAAAAUCACCUAUGAAGAUGGCCUACAUAUAGGCUUUUAUGAUUAUAACUAUAAGUUAAAUAUACUACCUAUACAAUUUAAAUAACCAAGUCCUUAAAAUAUUAUAGACAAAUUAGAUUUUAAUAUGUUGAGUAAGUUAAAACUAUAAACAUUUAUAAUUUGUAUUUUAUAAGUAUUAUUUUGCGUUUUCAAGUUGUACUUGAAUAAAAAUAAAACUAUAUGGAUUGUUAUCCAAAUUUCCUAUUACACCACUGUAACUUAUUAAUAAAAACAUAAUAUAUUAUUAGGUAUCACCUAGUGAACAUUUAUUUUCAUUUGUCAUGUUUAUUAUCAUAUUACCUUCACUUACAUUUUGACAUAGCUAAGAAAAAUAAUCUAGAUAUUAAAUAAUUUUUUUUAAUUUGGGUUAACAUUGUUAUGGGUAAAACAUAAAAAGCAUAAAAGUGUGCACAUUUUUGUAAUAAGGGAAUUAUUAUUUUAAAAUUGUUCACUAUUCAAUCGAAAAUUGUCUUUUUUUUUUUAAACAUCUGUGGUAAAUUAUUGUUUCCAAUAAGUAAUUUAAAAAAUUAUAUAGUUAAUAAAUAUUGGUUAAAUAAUUAUUUCAAUACAUAGUCUAGUGCCGUAAUAAGAGGUUAGCAAAAUGAGCGGUUGCCAAGGGCGCAGAAAAAUAAGAGGGCACAUUUGAGUUAAAUUAAAAAUUGGGUUUUUUGUAAAAAAGUUAUUUUUCUCAUAAAUUAUUUCAAGUUUUAUUAAAAUCAAGCGUUAAUGUGUAAUGUACAAAAAUUACAUAUGUUCAAUGUUGUAUUAAAGAAAGUUUUAUUGAUUUCAUUGCAUCCAAGGAAAAACUGGUCAUGGACUAGCGACCGCUAUAAUAAAUACUAUUUUGCAGCAACAAAAGCUAGAAAUUUAAAAUUUUAAUAUUAAUGACAAUGAUUUAUUGUAAUAUUGUAUUAUAUUAUUACAUUGCAUGUAAUUACGUAAAAUAAGAAAGUAACAUUGUGCUUUUUUAUUUGUUUUUAAUUUAUUGUAAUAGAGUUACAUAUUAAUAAUCUAUUAUAACUCAUGAACUUUAAUGACUCAAUUAUUUUAAAAAAUGUACAGUAUUUUGAUUAACACAUAAGAAUGUAAUAUAAUAAUAUUAUACAAAUUAUACCUAUAAAAUGAGAUAAAAAUAAAUGCCAAAAUAAAAUUUGCCAAGGGCGCCACGGAGAGUAGUUACGGCACUGACCUAGUCAAUUUAAUAAUGAAAUUAAUUUUAUAAUAUUGUCUACUAUAUAAUCUUUGUAUGAUAAAUGAUAAUAUGACACAGGAGUAUAAUAUUAAAGCCUUAAGUGCAAUAACGAACUAAGGCACACAUUUUUCAUGUUCAUGACAUUAAUAGCAACCAUUCACCAACAAAUUGAUAAACAUUGAUAGACUGAGUCACCUUUACUUAAUAUUCAUUAGAUAAUACCU